Pogoniulus pusillus (Red-fronted tinkerbird) is the source of this 3645-nucleotide messenger RNA. RefSeq names its product nitric oxide synthase 3 (gene NOS3). NCBI's taxonomy places the organism in Eukaryota, Metazoa, Chordata, Aves, Piciformes, Lybiidae. The record is from RefSeq and is a predicted model, not a curated record. Gene Ontology annotation, biological process: nitric oxide biosynthetic process. The transcript is spliced from 26 exons. Gene Ontology annotation, molecular function: heme binding; flavin adenine dinucleotide binding; NADP binding. Bases 1 to 3528 code for a protein of 1175 amino acids.
AUGGGCAACCUGCCGGCCGUGCUGCCGGCCACUGCCCGUUCCUGCGGUCUGGGCCUCUGCUCCCGACAGCUUGGCACCGCCACCGAUGAGGCCACUACCACCAACACCAGUGCCACUGAGUGCCGCAGCUCGAUGCCCAGUCACCCUCCUCUGGAGCCCCCCCGCUUCGCCCGGCUGAAGAACUGGGAGACUGGGACCAUCGGCUACGACACCCUGUGUGCCCAGGGACUGCAGGAGGUGCCGUGCUCGGGCCGCCGCUGCCUGGGCUCCUUAGUGUUGCCGCGGACGCUGCCGGCGCCGGUACCGGAGGGCGAACGGACCCCCGCCGAGCUGCUGGCGCUGGCUCGGGACUUCGUCACCCAGUACUACGGGUCCCUGCGGCGGGAGAAUUCCCCAGCGCACACCCAGAGGCUGCGGGAGGUUGAAGCCUCGAUUGCUGCCACUGGCACCUACCAGCUGCUGGAGCCUGAGCUGGUGUUCGGUGCCAAGCAGGCUUGGCGCAACGCUGCCCGUUGUGUGGGGCGCAUCCAGUGGAACAAGCUGCAGGUGUUUGAUGCCCGGGACUGUGCCAACGCAGCGCAGAUGUUCAGCUUCCUCUGCUCCCACAUCCAAUAUGCUACCAACCGUGGCAACAUUCGCUCUGCCAUCACCAUCUUCCCACCACGGGCACCAGGUCGGGGUGAUUUCCGCAUUUGGAACGCACAGCUAAUCCGUUAUGCUGGCUACCGGCAACCUGAUGGCUCCAUACAAGGUGAUCCAGCCAAUGUGGACAUCACUGAGCUCUGCAUCCAGCAUGGUUGGACCCCUGGUGGGGGUCGCUUUGAUGUCCUCCCACUGAUGCUGCAGGUUCCUGAUGAACCCCCCGAGCUCUUCCCACUGCCACCUGAGCUAGUUCUUGAGGUGCCCCUCCAGCACCCAACCCUGCCAUGGUUUGAGGAGAUGGGGCUCCGCUGGUACGCACUGCCUGCUGUGUCCAACAUGCUGCUGGAGAUUGGGGGGCUGCAGUUCCCCGCUGCCCCCUUCAAUGGCUGGUACAUGGGCACUGAGAUUGGCACCAGGAACCUCUGUGACCGUCACCGCUACAACCUGCUGCCGGAGGUGGCUGAGCGCAUGGGGCUGGACACAGGGACAAGCUCAUCACUCUGGAAGGACAAGGCAGCUAUGGAGGUGAACGUGGCUGUGCUCCACAGCUUCCAGCUGGCCAAAGUGACAAUCGUGGAUCACCAUGCAGCCACUGAGUCCUUCAUAAAGCACAUGGAGAAUGAGCUGCGGACACGGGGAGGGUGCCCAGCCGACUGGGUCUGGAUUGUGCCCCCCAUCUCGGGCAGUCUCACCCCUGUCUUCCACCAGGAGAUGGUCAACUACCAGCUCUACCCCACCUUCCGCUACCAGCCUGAUGCCUGGAAGGUCUACGUCUCCAAGGGCACCACCAUCACCAGGCGAAAGACCUUCAAGGAAGUGGCCAAUGCAGUGAAGAUCUCAGCCAAGUUGAUGGGACACAUGAUGGCCCGGCGGGUCAAGGCCACCAUCCUGUAUGCCACUGAGACUGGCAAAUCUCAAACCUAUGCCUGGAACCUCUGCCAGCUCUUCCAGCGUGCCUUUGACCCCAAGGUGCUCUGCAUGGAUGAAUAUGAUGUGGUGUCCCUGGAGCAUGAGACCUUGGUGCUGGUGGUGACCAGCACCUUUGGCAAUGGGGACCCCCCUGAAUGUGCAGAGAGUUUCUCCAAGGCGCUGAUGGAGAUGACCUCUCCCUACACCAGCACAUCCCAGGCUGAGCCACCCAUGAGCUACAAGCUAAGGUUCAACAGCGUCUCCCAGUCUGACCAGCUCGUGGCCUCCUGGAAGAAGAAGCGGCGGCAGCUGAGCAACACUGACAGUGCUGGAGCCCUGGGAGCACUGCGGUUCGCGGUGUUCGGGCUGGGGUCCCGGGCAUACCCCCACUUCUGCGCCUUCGCCCGGGCCGUGGACACUCGGCUGGAGGAGCUGGGCGGGGAGCGGCUGCUUCCCAUGGGGGAGGGUGACGAGCUCUGUGCCCAGGAGGAGACCUUCCGCACCUGGGCACGCCUCGUGUUCCAGGCUGCCUGCGAGACCUUCUGCGUGGGAGAUGCUGCGGGAGGGGCUGAGGAGCUCUUUGCGCCACCCCAAGACUGGAAGCACCAGAAGCACCAGCUGGUGCCACAGCCCCAGGCCACUGACACCCUAUCCGGCCUGUCGCAGCUGCACAAGCGCCGUGUGUUCCCUUGCACGCUGAUUUCCGUGGAGAAUCUGCAGAGCCCCGAGUCCAGCCGAUCGACGCUGCUGGUGCGGCUGGACACGGAUGGGCGGCCGGAGCUGAGGUACCAGCCCGGGGACCACCUCGGGGUGUUCCCGGAGAACAGCCCCGAGCUGGUGGGGGAACUGCUGCAGAGGGUGCAGGGACCUCCCGACCCCGAGCAGCCCGUGCUGGCCCUCAGCGCCCAACGGGACUCCGACGCGGACGCCCCCGGGCAGCCGCAGAGCCGCCUGCCCCCCUGCAGCCUGGCCCAGGCCCUCACCUUCUUCCUGGACGUGGCAGCACCCCCGAGCCCGCAGUUCCUGCAGCUCCUGGCCACGCUGGCCACCGAGCCUCAGCAGAGGCAGCAACUGGAGAGACUGGGACAGGACGCGCGGCUGUACGAGGAGUGGAAGUGGUUCCGCUGCCCCACGCUGCUGGAGGUGCUGGAGGAGUUCCCAUCGGUGCGGCUGCCCCCGGCUCUGCUCCUCACGCAGCUGCCGCUGCUCCAGCCCCGAUACUACUCCAUCAGCUCCGCGCCGGGCCCCAGCCCCGGCCAGAUCCACCUCACCGUGGCCGUGGUCACGUACCGCAGCGAGAACGGGCAGGGGCCGCUGCACUACGGCGUCUGCUCCACCUGGCUGGCGAGGCUACAGCCCGGGGACACCGUGCCCGCCUUCAUCCGAGGGGCCCCGUCGUUCCGGCUGCCAGCCGCGCCUGAAGCCCCCUGCAUCCUGGUGGGUCCCGGCACCGGUGUCGCCCCCUUCCGGAGCUUCUGGCAGCACCGGCUGCAUCAGCUGCGCGCCGGAGGUGGCCCGCUGGGCAGCAUGGUGCUGGUGUUCGGGUGCCGCGCAGCCGCGCUGGACCACAUCUACCGGGAGGAGAUGGAGGAGGCCCAGGAGCAGGGGGCCCUCAGCCAGGUCUUCACUGCCUUCUCACGCCAGCCCGGGACACCCAAGACGUACGUGCAGGAUGUACUGCGGACACAGCUGGCAGCAGAGGUGCACCGGGUGCUGUGCCAGAGCGGGGGGCACAUGUACGUCUGCGGGGACGUCACCAUGGCCACCGAGGUGCUGCAGACUGUGCAGCACAUCCUGGCACAAGAGGCUGGCAUGACGCUGGGCCAGGCUGGCGACUUCAUCAGCGAGCUGCGGGACAAGAACCGCUACCACGAGGACAUCUUCGGGCUCACCUUCCGCACGCAGGAGGUGGCCUUCCGCAUCCGCAGCCAGUCCUUCUCUGCCCAGCCACGCCCGCAGCUGGAGCCUGCGCCCUGAGCCUGGCACUGCCAGAGCUGGAAGGAUGCCCAUGGACAGAGGGGCCCCCGCAGUCGUGCCCCCUGCCCCACUGCUGGCACUGCUGCCGCCUCCCCAGUAAAGCUUUAGUUUUGAUAA